AUGACGGACAUUCAGGCAAGGGUUUUGAAUGCUUUAAAAGCGAAUAAACAAACUGCAGGUCAAGGAGUUGUUGUGAAAGCUUGUCAAAAUGCUGUUUCACUCUUGGUUUCAAGGGGAAAACUUCGUCCUCCAACUCUGUUAUCCGUUUAUUUACCCUUCAAAUUUGUUUCAUCUGAUAAUGAUGAUAACAGAACAGCUUUACCUCCAUCCGUUAUUAUUCCAUUAGAUUUUGCUCAAAAUAUAAUACCUGUUGUUUCUGUUUUAGAAGAAAUUAGUUUUCAGCACGAAACUUCGAUUGGAUUUAUCGCAGAGCCGAAUUUAGUCUAUAUGCUUCCGUUUUUCAAACAUUGUUUGUCAACUACAGUGAAGGCUUUAAAAAGUCUGUGA
Messenger RNA from Didymodactylos carnosus, 387 nucleotides. NCBI's taxonomy places the organism in Eukaryota, Metazoa, Rotifera, Eurotatoria, Philodinida, Philodinidae. The record is from the annotation of a GenBank genome assembly.